AUGACGCUCGCCGGAUUCUGCAAAACCGCCGUCAAAUCCUCUGCGGUGAUCUCUUGGAAGCCCACCGGAAAGUUGCAGCAAACAGUAGCGAACUGUAUUGAGAGAACUGGGGUAGGACUACAUUCCGGCAAGCUUUCGACAGUAAGGAUAUGGCCGGAACUCGCCGGAGAAGGAAGAUACUUUGAUUUUAACUCGAAAAUCAUCUGCGCCACGAUAGAUAAUGUAAAAGAGACGCCUCUGUGCACUACUCUUUGUAAGGAGGGGUAUAGCGUGAGGACUGUUGAGCAUUUGCUCUCUGCUUUGGAGGGUAUUGGUGUUGACAACUGCCGCAUUGAAAUUCAGAGCUGUGAUCCUGAUGAUGCAUCUGUUGAGGUUCCUCUUUUUGAUGGUUCUGCAAAAGAAUGGGUUGAUGGAAUUCAGGAAGUAGGGCUGAAGGCAGCUGUAGAUCAUGAUGGUAAAAGCCUCGAAAAGUUGGCUCCUUUCCUUAAUGAACCUGUUUGUGUGUCGAAGAAUGAUUCUCAUAUAAUCGCCUUUCCUUACCCGAAGACUAAGAUUCGAUACGGAAUUCACUUUCCGAAGGUACCUGCUAUUGGUCAUCAAUGGUUUUAUUCUGGGUUUGGAAAUGAAAACGGCUAUGCCAAGGAGAUUGCACCUUCCAGAACUUUUUGCAUCUAUGAACAGGUUGAAAAAUUGCGUGAUGCAGGGCUUAUUGGGGGAGGGUCUGCAGAAAAUGCAAUUGUUUGUAGUGAAACUAGAGGAUGGCUGAACCCGCCUUUACGCUUCGAUAAUGAACCAUGCAGACACAAGGUGUUAGAUUUUAUUGGUGAUGUCUCUCUUCUUGCUCGGGCUGGUAGUCAAGGGAUACCCGUGGCUGAUAUAAUUGCAUAUAAGGCAUCACCACAGUUCUCUAUGGUUAGAGUUGGCCGUAUCUUCCAAUGUGGUUUCUUGCUGGUCUUUCUACGUUUAGCAACACAAGUUCAGCCUUGUGCUUCCACCAAAGAGGCAACAGCCGAAGGCGAGCUUUUGGCAAGCAGGCAAGCUUUUGGGAAGUACAAUUGGCAGAUACUGUUUUCAGAAUAG
Molecule: messenger RNA, 1080 nt
Organism: Oldenlandia corymbosa var. corymbosa
Lineage: Eukaryota; Viridiplantae; Streptophyta; Magnoliopsida; Gentianales; Rubiaceae
Source: the annotation of a GenBank genome assembly